This is a messenger RNA of Brachypodium distachyon (stiff brome), 768 nucleotides long. Its product is annotated as basic blue protein. Gene Ontology annotation, molecular function: electron transfer activity. NCBI's taxonomy places the organism in Eukaryota, Viridiplantae, Streptophyta, Magnoliopsida, Poales, Poaceae. The record is from RefSeq and is a predicted model, not a curated record. The coding region runs from base 104 to 604 and encodes 166 amino acids. Gene Ontology annotation, cellular component: plasma membrane. The transcript is spliced from 2 exons.
AAAAGCACAACACUCAAAGCAGCAUCUUCUCUUCAGCAAGCAGCUCGAGCUAGCAAUUUUAAUCAUCUAUAUACUAGCUGCUUGCUUACUCAGUGGCCGACCGAUGGCUUCCAAGCAUAUGCUCGUCGCCGUCGCCGUCGCCGCCCUCGCCGUGGCCUUCCUCCCGGGCCUCGCCGUGGCAUCGGAGCACGUUGUCGGCGACGACAAGGGCUGGACCCUCCAGUUCAACUACACGGCCUGGUCCGAGUCCAGGAAGUUCGUCGUUGGCGACACGCUCUUGUUCAAGUACGGGAGCAGCUCCCACAACGUGGUGGAGGUGGGCGGCGUGGACUUCGCGGCGUGCACCAAGCCGGCGGGCGCCAACACGUGGAGCACCGGCGAGGACAGGGUGACGCUCCACAAGGCCGGGCGCAGGUGGUUCAUCUGCGACAUCGGCGAGCACUGCGAGAAGGGCGGCAUGAAGUUCAAGGUCACCGUCGACGAGGCCGGCGCGCUGCCGCCCAAUGGCCCGCCGGCGCCGUCCAACCCCGCCGGCAAGGUUCACGCGAAGCACUUCGGGGUCGCUGCCGUCACGGCGCUCGCCGCGGCCGCGCUCGUCCUCUAGGCGGCGUACUACCUUUUAAUCGGCCUUCUACAUGGCAUAUGUGAUCAGUUAAUCGAGCGUUUUGCGUCGUGUGUGUGUGUGUUUUCUUUUGUGUUUGGCAGUGUUGUAUCCUUGUGAAUGUGGGCCCUUGGAAAUUUUCUUCAAUUAAAAUUUAAUUCAAUUUU